UCUCCACUAUCAUUCAGCUGAAUGAACGGCCCCGCACAGACAGCACCGGGCAUCGGCUCUCUAGUUACACAGCCCACCGCGUGACUGCAUCUGGUCGCUUGUGCCGUGGUGACAGCGACAGGGGAUUACUAUUAUCUUGCAGCAAGUGUUUCUCCGCGACGAAGCUGGAAGAUCAUGCCCCCUAGAUAGCAGCCUCAUCCUCCUCUCCACUCCCCCUCCCUGCCCCUGGCCCCUUCCUCUACCUUCCUGGUCCAGCACCAUCACUGCCACCUGUGUCACCACAGCCACCAUGCCCCCCAGGAAGAGGACGCGGCCGGGCUUGGGUUUCCUGUGCUGCUUCGGCAGCAGCGAGCCCCCGGAGAUCAACCUCAAGGACAGCGUGCCCCUGCAGCUGCUGGAGUUCAGCGCCCCCAUGCCGCCCGCUGAGGAGCUGCAUGCACGUUUCUCCGAACUGGUGGAUGAACUGGACCUUACGGAUAAGAACAGGGAGGCCAUGUUUGCUCUUCCCAAUGAGAAGAAAUGGCAAAUCUACUGCAGCAAAAAGAAGGAGCAAGAGGACCCCAACAAGCUGGCCACUAGCUGGCCCGACUACUACAUUGACCGCAUCAACUCCAUGGCUGCUAUGCAGACCCUGUUCGCCUUUGAUGAGGAGGAAAUGGAAAUGAGGAACAAGGUGGUGGAAGAUCUGAAGACAGCAUUGCGGACUCAGCCAAUGAGGUUUGUCACACGCUUCAUUGAGCUGGAUGGCCUCACCUGCCUUCUCAACUUCCUGCGCAGCAUGGACUACGAGACGUCCGAGAGCCGCGUCCACACCUCCGUCAUUGGCUGUAUCAAGGCCCUGAUGAACAACUCCCAGGGCCGCGCCCACGUCCUGGCCCACCCGCAGAGCAUCAACACAAUCUCACAGAGCCUGCGGACAGAGAACAUCAAGACCAAAGUGGCGGUGCUGGAAAUUCUUGGAGCAGUGUGUCUCGUGCCCGACGGCCACAAGAAAGUGCUGCAGGCCAUGGCACACUACCAGAAAUACGCUGCUGAGCGGACUCGCUUUCAGACGCUGUUGAAUGAGCUGGACAAGAGUACGGGCCGCUACAGAGACGAGGUCAACUUAAAGACUGCCAUCAUGUCCUUCAUCAACGCUGUGCUCAACGCUGGAGCUGGGGAGGACAACCUUGAGUUCCGCCUCCACCUAAGGUACGAGUUCCUGAUGUUGGGCAUCCAGCCGGUCAUUGACAAGCUCCGAGAGCACGAGAACGCCACUCUGGACAGGCAUUUGGACUUCUUUGAGAUGGUGCGGAAUGAGGAUGACUCUGAGUUGGCCAAAAGAUUUGAUACGACCCAUGUAGACACUAAGAGUGCCGGUGCCAUGUUUGAACUGAUCAAGAAAAAGCUGAGCCACACAGAUGCCUACCCCAACCUCCUCUCUAUCCUCCAACACUGCCUGCAGAUGCCCUAUAAACGUGGCGGGGGCAGCCUGCAGCACUGGCAGCUCUUAGACAGGAUCCUUCAGCAGAUAGUCCUACAGGACGACAAGGGGGAGGACCCUGACAACGCCCCUCUGGAGAACUUCAGUGUUAAGAACAUAAUUCGCAUGUUGGUCAACGAGAAUGAGGUAAAACAGUGGCGAGACCAGGCAGAGAAGUUCAGGAGAGAUCACGUAGAGCUGCUAGCUAAACUAGAGAGGAAGGAGCGGGAGUGUGAAACCAAGACCCAGGAAAAGGAGGACAUGAUGAAGACUUUGAACAAAAUGAAGGACAAACUCCAGCGUGAGGGAGUGGAGCUGCGCUCAGCCAGGGAACAAGUCUUGGACCUGUCCUCACGCAUCAGUGACAUAGCCGGCGGCAAUGUGUCUUUCCCGCCUCCUCCUCCCCCUCCUGGCGGCCCCGUGCCACCACCUCCACCACCGCUGAUGGGUGGCUUCCCUCCGCCUCCGCCUCCGCUACCAUUCAGCUGCCCACCUCCUCCACCACCUCCGCCUCCACCUGGAGCACCGCCUCCUCCGCCGGGAGCCCCUCCAAUUUUCGGAGCCCUGCCUCCUCCUAUUCCAUCGUCAUUCAACUCAGCGACCACCUUGCGCUCCAAGUCCAUCCCUCAGCCUUCUCAUCCCCUGAAGUCCUUCAACUGGGCCAAACUAGGAGAGAAUGUGAUCAAUGGCACUAUCUGGAAUGACAUCGAUGACCUGAGAGCUUUCAAGAUUCUUGACCUCAAGGACAUAGAGAAGAUGUUUUCAGCCUAUCAGAGACAGCAGGACCUGCUCACUAACCAAUCCUUCAAACAGAAAGAGAUGGGCUCUAUGGAUGACAUCUACGUCAGCACGCGCAAGGUCAAAGAGUUGUCGGUCAUCGAUGGUAGACGGGCACAGAAUUGCGUCAUCCUGCUUUCAAAGUUAAAAAUGAGCAAUGAAGAGAUCAAGAGGGCGAUCCUAGAGAUGGAUGAGAGAGAAGAGCUAGCCAAAGAUAUGCUGGAGCAGCUUCUGAAGUUUGUGCCAGAGAAAAGUGACAUUGAUCUCUUGGAGGAGCACAAACAUGAGCUGGAGCGGAUGGCCCGGGCUGAUCGCUUCCUCUUUGAAAUGAGCAGAAUUGACCACUACCAGCAGAGACUGCAGGCUCUGUUCUUUAAGAAGAAGUUUGCAGAGCGUCUCGCUGAAACCAAGCCUAAGGUUGAAGCCAUCCUGAAUGCAUCUAAGGAGGUUGUCCGGAGCAAGAGGCUGACUCAGAUCCUGGAGGUGGUGCUGGCCUUCGGCAACUUCAUGAACAAGGGCCAGAGGGGCAACGCCUACGGCUUCAAGAUCUCCAGUCUCAACAAGAUCGCUGACACCAAGUCCAGCAUAGACAGGAGCAUCACCAUGUUGCACUACCUGAUCAUGAUCUUUGAGAAGAAUUAUCCCGACACGCUGCAGAUCCAGCAAGACCUCAACAGUGUACCAGAGGCCGCCAAAGUCAAUUUGGCUGAGUUGGAAAAAGAGGUGCACAGUAUCAAAAAUGGACUGAAGGCUCUAGAGGCGGAGCUGCACUACCAGCAGAGCAGGACGAGGGAACGUGGGGAUAAGUUUGUGGCCGUGAUCGGUGACUUCAUCACUGUGGCUGGCUUCAGCUUCUCUGAACUGGAGGACCAGCUGAGUGAAGCCAAGGACAAGUUUACCAAAUCUCUGAAGCACUUUGGGGAGGAAGAAAGGAGGAUGCAGCCUGAUGAGUUCUUUGGGAUCUUUGACACCUUCUUGCAGUCCUUCAAUGAAGCGAGGCAAGAUCUGGAGAACAUGCAGCGACGUAAAGAUGAGGAGGAGAGGAGGGCACGCAUGGAGGCCAUGCUCAAGGAGCAGAGGGAGCGGGAGAGGCGGGCCAAGAAGAGCGGGGCCUCAGACGAGGUCGGCGGGGAGUUUGACGACCUGGUGUCGGCACUGCGUUCCGGUGAGGUCUUCGACAAGGACCUGAACAAGUUCAAGCGUAACCGCAAGCGCUCCGUCAACCAGCUGGUGGAGGGCGGGGGUCGCGAACGAGCUGUCACCAAGGUCAACUACUAGGUCGGGAAAAGGAAGGAAAAAACACUAGCCACCUAAAUUCUGCCGUGGCGUGGACCUCUGAACACCUGUCCAGUCCAGGUCCUCGGACAGUGUCCACUGACAUUGGAGAGGAUGUAAAUAAACGGCUGGACUGGACAUGAAGCGACAUGUAUGAGCAGCCACGCUGUUUGGAAGGAUGCAACACUCUCCUCUGGUUGGUCUUGUAAAGCUAUUUCUAAGCCCUUUGUCUUGGGUGUUAUGAUCUCCUGAGCUGGACGGAGGACAGUUGGGAUCGAUGGAUGGAUAGAAAGACAGACAGACCACUGUGACACAUUAGCACACAUCUUUUGAUCACAUCCUUCUAACACUGUGCUCAAGCUUCCAGCUCUCCGUCAUCCCCUGUUUUUUACUGCUCUUUUUUCUCCUCACAACCCCUUCGCUGUUCCUCUUGAAGUUCCUUGGUCCUGGAGCAGUCCUAUCUUUUUGCUACCCGGCUCUAAAACACACAGGAAAUUGGGAUCAGCCAGUCACACUGUACAUAGACACGAGGCCAAGAGAAAGGAUUGGUUUGAGGGAAAAACGGAAAAAAGAAGUUGGGAAGGGCGGACUCAGCCAUAACCCCCACAGUCAUGGUUGCUUCAAGUGUCCUCCAGAGCAGAAUAGAUGGAAAUUCAUGAACCUCCUUUACUGCAAAGAAGGACGUGCAGUCAGCCAAUCCCAGAAUGCUUUGUUGGCUUCUGAAAGAGUUAAGAAGGAUACACAGAGGAUAAAUCCCAAUGGGCUCUACAGCACACAGAAUUCCCAGGGAGGACGCGUGUACAUCCUGAGAUGCCAUUUCACAAGAUACAACUCUUCUCAAGGAAAAUAAAACUUUUACUCAGCUUGAUCCACCUGACAAAAUGAUGACUGUGCCACAAGGGUUAAGCCUCGCCUACACUCUUCAGUGGCUUCAACAUUGCUCUGGCAUUAACCAGUGCCAAAGCAAAGAGAAAACAAAUGUAAAUGUAUUAAUACAAAAUAAUACUGCAAUUAGGCGUUGAUAUAUAUUUAUAUUUAGAUGCAGACAAGCUAAUUGCAAAGAUGUAGAGGUUUUUUUUAUGUUUUCAUGGCAUUUGGGGGUUUUGUACACGCAAUGCAUUAUUUGUUGGUGUUGCAAGUUCACAUUGCUGUUGAAGUGAAUUUCUAUACAUUUUGCGCUUUAUGUAAAAAAGACAAAACCUUGUCCUUUUCACACCUGUAUGUCUUGUUUGCACUCUAGCUUUUCUGACAUGUGUUUAGAGAUCUCCACAAGCAGAUCUACAGUGUCCUCUGGAGGGAAAAAAAGUCCUCUCUGUACUUAAAUGACACUUAUCUAUAACAAAGAUAAUGAAGGAACGCCGUAUAUGAAUUUAAACUUAAAGGCACAAUCUGCAAUAUGUUUACAGUGCUCACUCUGCUCAGCUGUCAACUAUAAUCCAGACCAUGUGGACUCUAUGCCAAAAGGCUGCUGUACAGCAGUUCCCAUUGGGCCAUUAAUGACUCAUCCAUAGUAUCUGCAGGAUCUGUUCCACUGGUGCUAAAACGUGUGGUCUCUGUACGGAGCCAUCAGUCCAGUCGAGGAUUUCUCAUGUUGAACAAGUGCUUGAUUACUCUGUUACCAGGAUUCAGGCUCAUCAUACGGUAGUUCUGUGUUUUUAUUUCAGUUGGCAUGUGAUGAGUCUGUUAUUGCGAAUUCAAGGUACAACAAAACAGGUAAAGGGUGUGGAGAUUCCUACAGUGGCUUGAUGCAAAUGUUUAGGGUUCUUUAAUGGAAGACAUUGAUGGGACAUUAAGAGGAAAACUGCAGCCUCAGAGAGCAUGAUAGAAAACGUCCAUCUUUCCCUCCAGCAUCUCUCUCACCUUUGUUUACAUAUGCCUAGACCCAGUUAUUAUUGGCUGCUGCUAACUAAAACAUUGGCAUCAGGCAUGACAAAGGUAAUGUAGGGGCUCGCCUCGGUACAACAUUUAGAUCUACUUCUUGAUGAUGGACAUUGAGACACCAAGAGGGCUCUAAUCCUGGGGUGAGGGCCCCGCUGUGGAACGAGCCCCUCCUGGUGAAUUCUUCGGGAGAUGAGGAAGCCGAAAGGUUCACACUCAAUUUUGGGAGAGAAAAUGAAAAGAGGGACCCACUAAGAACAAGAAUCAUUAUGCCACAUAGGAAUAUACGUCCUCAGGUAGAGGGUGACAUAACGUUCAUAUCAAAUAUCCUGGUAAUCAGCUAUUUCGUUCUUGGAUCACCCAUUUCAGGCAUUCCAUCAGCGUGCAUGGUUACUAUAGUAAAGUAUAGAGCCAUAUGUGAGGGAUCCAGAAGUAAAGUAGGACGGCUCGACACAAUAAGCACUUUUAUACAGUAGUGUUACAAAACUCAAGACAAAGACAGUUCCAGAUGUCAGUGUUUAUAUAACUGACAGCGUUUCUGGACAAACUGACAGACCCAUCACUUCUUACACCCACUAUUGUAUGUCAUGAUGAUCUCUGCAGUAGUAAUGGCCAUACCAGUUACUUUUUUUUCCUUCAUUUUCUCAGCUGCUCUUGUACGCAUUUUCGUUUUUGCCUUUAAGUGCCUCUGGCCCUGUUUUCACACAUGCAUUCCUAUUGUUGUGUUUUAUUGCUCAUGGCUUUCCAGAAAAAGUUUGUCAGUGACAGCUGGAUUUAGACUAAUUGGCGCCAUCUAGUGGCUUCUGAUGCACUUUGUGUUAUACCUGACAUCACAAGCAGCUCGAAGCAGAACUAGAAGAACUCACCAAAGUCUCCUAACAUUAAGUCCAGCAGGUGAACUUAAGUGUGGCUGGCAUGUCAUCGGUGAGGUUCACCUGUACAGACACAAUCCCACUCCCUCUAGUCCUAAACCACAAUAGGUCAUGUCACAGAGACACCUGAUCCUACCAGGAGUUUAUUCCUUUAAUUUUUACUCCGUCUGAAGCAGAAGAGAAGCUGAUAGGAGGUUGAAAAGGCGAUGUUAGUGCAGAGAGGGUCUUAGAGUUCCCAUGUCCCACACUUGAGAGAUUAAACGGUAAACCAAAUAGAUUAAAAAAGUCACUUUGAAAAAUCUGAAAACUGUAUGAAGUCCUAAGGGGGAAAUGACAUAUGAUUGCAUAUUCUUUAACCAGCAUCUCAUGUAUAUUUGAGCUAUUCUAUUUCCUAACCUCUGCUCCUUUUUCUUUCCAGUUAAUCAGAGUUAGUAUAUCAGACUUUGGCAGACCCUUUAAACUCUUAAUCCAGAGCUUUAACCCGUGUAGUAGUGCAGACUAUUUACUGAGGGGUACUGCAACAUUGAGUAUUAUUACAUGGUUAUGUUGAUACAUGUUUAGAUGUUUAUUUGGCCAUUGACUGGCUGAUUUUGGAGUGUACAGAUGGAAAUCAGAGGAAUGAAAUUAGUAGCUUGUUCAAUGCACUUUUAUUAUGGGACAUUUUCAUUUGCAGCGCCGUUUUAAGGGCUUAGAUUAUUCGAGAAAUGAGAAGGGUGCAACAAAAGAGUGAUGUAAAAGGAAAAAAAAGAAAAAAAAAAAGAUGGUGUGAAGAAGAAAGACAGAAAAGGGGCAAGUGAGGGCGGGAACUCCGGCUGGGCCGCUGGAAACACAUUAACAGUCUGUUGGAUGGCAGAGACGGAAUUUGUGAGGACACGGACACAGAGGUGACACUCGUACUUAACAGGAGUGUAGUUUUAAAUCCUCACCUGUCUGCGUCACCUGCUUUGGUGUGUAAAAAUAAAAAAAGAAAAGAAAAGAAAAAAGAAAAAAGAAAAAAAGGGGGGGGGGGGGGCCUUCGGACAUCACCACCACCACAUUUCUGUCAAAUCAUGCACUUAGCAUCGACCUGCAUGCAUAAAGAAGGGUGCACAAAGUGUGAUGUGUUGACUUCAACCUUUUUAGAAAAUUGCUUGCAAUGGUGAACGCACCUGUUACACGGCAGUUUGUACUGCCUGAGAAAAGUUUUCAUUUAGAGGUUGUGUAAUUGUGAGGAGUCAGUAUUUUUAUGGUUGGAAAAAAGUAUCCUCCACCGAAAGAUGUACAGUUGAAAAAAAAGCAUUUUGUACACCAUUCUUGAUGUUUGACAUAAGAUUUAAAAAAAAAAAAAAAAAGAUUAAAACAUUGAGGAAUGUUGCAUUUUCCUGUAAAUUGUACCUCUAUUUAUUUGCCUUAUUUAGUUUGCUAUAUUUUGUAUGUACACACAGCAUUACAACAAAAUGUUAUAUUAAAAUAUGAAUAAUUAAACUGUGGUCUGUGUAUGAUGGGUAGUUCUGAGGCUUGUAUAAGAAUGAGAAUCUUUUUUUUUUUCAUUUCUAUUAAUUUUAUUUUUGUUUUGUUUCUCUCACCCUGUGUCUUUUGUAGGGUUACAAUAAACCUUUGUCCCUAA
This is a messenger RNA of Micropterus dolomieu (smallmouth bass), 7870 nucleotides long. It is a transcript of the gene daam2, whose product is annotated as dishevelled associated activator of morphogenesis 2. Gene Ontology annotation, biological process: negative regulation of oligodendrocyte differentiation; regulation of non-canonical Wnt signaling pathway; positive regulation of canonical Wnt signaling pathway. The record is from RefSeq and is a predicted model, not a curated record. NCBI's taxonomy places the organism in Eukaryota, Metazoa, Chordata, Actinopteri, Centrarchiformes, Centrarchidae. Gene Ontology annotation, molecular function: small GTPase binding; actin binding. Bases 290 to 3517 code for a protein of 1075 amino acids. The transcript has 26 exons.